AUGGAUCCCAGUCACGUGGAACCACAAGAAGAGGUUCAGCCCCAAGAGGGAGAUGUCCCUGAACUAUUAGAAAAUCCGUUUAAUACAACACAUUCAGAUGAAAAUCCCGAAACUAGGCGAGUACGUGACCUCACGGAAAAAGGAAAAGGAGCUUUCACAGAAAAACGUGACAAGUUCUGUCAGGAACAAGAGGCUCUCUGGACAGACAUUGAAUCCCAGUUAUUGGAAGUCACCACGCCUCCUAACGAGCUCCAGCAACUCCUGACAGCCCAGGACAAACUCGUUAAAGCCUGUAAUAAUUAUCGUAGGCUCACAGAUGAAUUCCUGGACUUUCUGAAAAGGACCAGAACAUCGGAGAGUCAAAAAGAAAUAGAAUCAUGUAAUCUCUCAUUGGAUUUUCGUCUGUCCAAAGUGGAACUGGUUAUGGAAAAACUACACGAGCAUCGCCUCGCCCUAACAAAGGCCAAAUCCACUAAAACAAAGACAUCAAAGGAUAAGAAAACCUCACACAGCGGUAGCUCUAACGUGUCAGACAUGUCAAGCCUAGCACGGAGAAAGCGUGCCAAGGCAGAGGCUGCCAAGUCUAAAAUAGCCUUUGUCGAAAAACAUGCCCUUAUCCUACAUCACGAGGCAAUGUUAGAGGAACAAGCCCUGUUCAGACAAAUUGAAAUGGAACAGGAAGCAGCACGCAAAAAGGCUGAAAUGGAACAGGAAGCCACACGUAAAAAGGCAGAAAUGGAGCAAGACGUCGCUCAACGUAAAGUUCAACUAGAACAGGAGGCCGCUCACAGAAAAGUGCAAUUAGAACAAGAGGCCAUGCGCAGGAAGGCUAAAAUGCAACAAGAAGCCGCACGAGUAAGCCGGGAAAAGGCCGAGCUGAAAGCCAAAUUUAACCUUCUUGAAGCACAGAGAGAAGCUGCAGCCGCAGAAGUAGAGGCUCGUAUCCUGGAAUACGACGACAGCCAAGCAUUUAGCGAUCUCCCUGAUGAAACGGAAGACCCUCUCCAGCGUGUGGAAGACUUCGUCAAUAAGCAUCCUGUACCAACUGCUGUACGGGAGGUAACAAGACCUCAAAAGAUAAAGCAAAUUCCUGUUAAGAUUGAGCUGAGUCAUGAAGCACCAGCGAGCCGGGAAUGCAAUGCACGCAUAAGUUGUAAAGAAUGUGGAAGUAAACAACACACUACCGCACUUCACAUAACUAGACCACAGCAACCUGCAAGUUCUCAGUCUAGCUCGCCCAAGGAAGCCUACGGCGGGGAGCCAACAUAA
Molecule: messenger RNA, 1269 nt
Organism: Mytilus californianus (California mussel)
Lineage: Eukaryota; Metazoa; Mollusca; Bivalvia; Mytilida; Mytilidae
Product: titin homolog
Exons: 2
Coding region: 1-1269 (422 amino acids)
Source: RefSeq, a predicted model, not a curated record